AAAAAAAAAAAAAAAAGAGGGUCCACACUUCGGGGCUUUACAUCUCGUCCUCUUUCAUAUUCAUUCAUUCAUUCUUUCUUCGGAAGUUUUCCCCGUAAGCCGUUACUUCUCUAGCAUCACCCUAUCCUACGCCUUAAAACAUCACACACCAUGCACACAUCACACACCAGAACAGUAACACGGGCAAAUGCACCUAAUAGUGUAGUCGGCAAAACCACCUCCACUACUUCCACAAAGAACGCGUUUGCAAGUAUAAGUGUAGGUGAGAGCAGGGCUCACGACAAGCACAACACUGUGGUGAAUGUCCACUCUAAAGAUCUGAGCAGGAGGAAUAGUGUAAAUGAAACUGGCCGGCAUCAACGCCAACGUGGUCCACAGGCACUGUUACCUUCUUCUGAGACCUAUCUCAAACACUACAACACUAAAUCUCAGACAACCAAGAACGACCAUCGUCCCCUCCCUCAACUAUCGUCUCUUGAUCGUACCAGCACAGCCAAUAGUAAUAUUCCUCAACCUAGUCGACUUCUCAACCGCAGCAACAGCUGUAGUCUUCGCCCACCCUCCACUGGUUCUAAAAGUAUUCCUUCAACUUCUCUUUCCACAGCAACCGUGACAACUACGCCAACACUUGUCGCAACUGGAGGUAAAAUCCGGCCACCGCUCAUCAAAAUUGAAUCUCAAGAGCUUUUACCAACUCGCCGACCUCCACUCAACUAUCGUCGCUCCUCCUCUUCCAGCUCCAUCCACACCCAAAACUCAUCGGGCAGUGGCAAUAAUCGAUCUACUCGCAAUCCAGAGAGCAGACCCACAUCACCAAGGCCAGCAAUACCAUCAAGACCAACAACACCCUCAAAACUAACAACGAUACCAAAACCACCUACUCCCUCUACAACUCCUACUCCCCCCGCAACUCCCGCAACCCCCACCUCACCACUCUCGACUACCAAGGUAGCACCAAAAUCAAUUUUGAAAAAGACGCGGCCAGUAGUUUGGUCACCAUCAGCAGCAUCUCGACAUCACAACGAUCCUGGACUGAGGGUGCAACUGCACGUUUUGGAGCGACAGAAGCAAUUGUUGCAAAUGCAAAUUCAAUCACAGAUGAAGCAAAUAUACCAUCAUCAAGAACAAGCACGACUUCAUCCACGACAGCAACAACAACAGCAGCAAUUGCAGCAGCAUCUACAGCAAAAUCUUCAGCAAAACCGCGUCCUCCGACAGAACAGUCAAAGCUCAUCGCAACUAUCACAUCGGCCCUCAUUAAAAAUCCAAAUGCCCACUCGGGCCCCAUCAAGAGCUGCACGGCCAUUACCAACCCCUCCUCCAACAAAGAAUGUGAGUUGGGCAACUCAUAAUGAGGUUAUUGAGAUUGAAAAUAUCGAUGAUUUGAUUGAGAUGGGUUACUAUGAUGACUAUGACUGUGAGUUGGGAUGGGAUUAUAGAGAUGAAAGUCUUGACGAAGAAAAUGGUUACCAUCCAUUCUCUGAUGGUUCCUCAGAAGAGGAACAGGCAGAGAGAGAAGAAGUGAAUGAGGAUGAGAACGAGAGUAAUAAUAAUGGUGAAGCUGAGGUCGAGAAGCAGAGAGCAGAGAUGGUAGAGUCCUAUGCACCUCGAGUCCGACAACCCAUCAACUACGAUGAUCUGAUCCGCUCUCCUCUGCCCCAAGCUCAACAGCUAGAGUUCCAGCAACAUGCCACACCCCCUCCACUUCCACGUCUAACACCAGCCUCACAAGCACAACGACAACAGCAAGCCUACGCAGAUGAUGAAUCUGAGGCAGGGUCUGUUGCAAGCACUGCCAUGGACGAUGAAAGCGUAGUUGCUGAGGAUGACUUGAUCCAGCGCUUCCAGAUGGACGCUCUGUUCUCAGGUAUUGCUACGCCUGACCUUGUGGAGCGACUCCAAUUAUUGACCCAUUCAGAUGAAGCUAGCAAGGACAAGGGUCUCAGCCGCCAUUCGAGCAACACUAGUACUGGUAGCAGCGCCAGCAAUACCAGUAGCGUUGGCCGUGGUAGCAUCAGCAGCGUCAGUAGCCGAAGCAGCUAUAGUAGUAUGGGUAGCAUCAACUCUUCCAUCACUUCUGGUUCCAGUCGUCGUUCCGAGCGCCCGCUUCCACCUCUGCCAAUUCAAGCAUUGUUCAAGCCACCAUCGCCAACACCACCUGCCCCCUCUUCACGAGUUUCAAGACGGCCCUCAAUCAGUUUGGUGCCGAUCAAGGAGCCCGUACCCCAACCAAGGCUCAAGUCUCCUCCUCCUCCUCCUCUAGCUGUAAAUGACAUGUGGUCUCAGAUGUUGGAGCGACCACUCCACCAACGACAGUCAUUGAGCAGUAUUGCAUCAUUCCUGUCCUCAGGUCCAGAUUCGCCAGCACCUUCGGAGAGAUCAGAUAAGUCAAGAUUGGACUCUCCAGUGCCUGAAAAGCUCAGCUCAAGCAUGUCUGCGCUAGAGAAGUCUCGGACGAAUUCCCCAGCUCCUUCCACUUCUUCGGAGAAGUCCAAGAAGUCCUAUUCACUGCUAUCGGAGGCAAAAGGAUGGGCUCGACUGAAGCAACACUUGGUGUCGCCAAAGUUGGAUCGAAAAGAGACUCAGACAGAAGCUACAGAGCGCAAGCGUGGUCUCGGUGUCUUUUCUCGACGCUCUCGCCUUCAGCCUGAUAGUGCUAAUACCAGCAUGACUAGCGAGUCUUCCAGAACGACUGGUGAGGAUGCUGCAUUGUCCUCAGAAAGAAACGGGCCCAGCCUUCGCAGGUCGAAUACGGCUACAACGGUCUCUUCUUAUGGGUCAUCCAAGUCAUCUUCAUCAACAGUCUCAGCAGCAAAAUCGUCCUCAGGGACGGAUACAUGGCCCCGACACGGUCGACGCUGUGCUGCAGAUAGUGAACAAUCCUCUUCGCCUUUGCGGAAGGAGACGACGAGUGCCACCUUUGCUGUAUGAUCAACUAACUUGUACAUUAGAACCAAACAAUUAAACGAUUAAUAAAUAAUUGCACUGUAUAAC
Lobosporangium transversale is the source of this 2994-nucleotide messenger RNA. RefSeq lists its product as hypothetical. The coding region runs from base 151 to 2931 and encodes 926 amino acids. The record is from RefSeq and is a predicted model, not a curated record. The transcript has a single exon. Lineage: Eukaryota; Fungi; Mortierellomycota; Mortierellomycetes; Mortierellales; Mortierellaceae.